AUGAUGGUUUCAUCCUCCAAAAUUGUGUUCUUGGUUCCAAUGUUAAUAACUAUUCUUGUUGCUUUGCAGGUGACUAAUGGUGAAUAUAAGUCUGAAGGUUUUUUUCCUGCCGUUAAUGUUGCGAUUAGGAACAACAUGAGUGAUACUCCAUUACGUCUUCAUUGUAAAGAUAAAAAUAAGGAUGAUGGGUUUCAUACACUCAAUUAUGGUGAAAUCCACAGCUUCUCUGUCGUGUAUGUACCUUAUGUGGGACAUUGCUUAUGGUUUUGUCGAUUUUCAUGGGGUCACUUUAAAUGGGAAAGAGAAUAUCACUACUUUGACAUUUUUGUACAAAACAGAGAUGUCAAAUAUUGUCCAGCACACUGCAAUUGGUCGAUAAAUCGUGAUGGAGCAUGUAGAAUUACCGAAACAUCUUUUGAAUGUUUUCCAUGGAAUUAUGAUGAGAAUAAUGCUCUUAAUGUGUAA
This is a messenger RNA of Lathyrus oleraceus (garden pea), 465 nucleotides long. Its product is annotated as S-protein homolog 19-like. NCBI's taxonomy places the organism in Eukaryota, Viridiplantae, Streptophyta, Magnoliopsida, Fabales, Fabaceae. The record is from RefSeq and is a predicted model, not a curated record. The transcript has a single exon. Bases 1 to 465 code for a protein of 154 amino acids.